This is a messenger RNA of Condylura cristata (star-nosed mole), 1507 nucleotides long. RefSeq names its product pyruvate dehydrogenase (lipoamide) beta (gene PDHB). Gene Ontology annotation, biological process: pyruvate decarboxylation to acetyl-CoA. NCBI's taxonomy places the organism in Eukaryota, Metazoa, Chordata, Mammalia, Eulipotyphla, Talpidae. The coding region runs from base 56 to 1135 and encodes 359 amino acids. The transcript has 10 exons. Gene Ontology annotation, molecular function: pyruvate dehydrogenase (acetyl-transferring) activity. The record is from RefSeq and is a predicted model, not a curated record.
GCGUGCCCAGCCCCGCUGUGUUGUCGUUGGGCUACAGUUAGAGGACACGGUCAAGAUGGCGGCGGUGUCUGCACUGGUGCGGAGACCCCUUCACCAGGUCUCCGGGCUGCUGAGGAGGCGCUUCCAUCGGACCUCGCCUGCGGCACUGCAGGUGACAGUGCGUGAUGCUAUAAAUCAAGGAAUGGAUGAGGAGUUGGAAAGAGAUGAGAAGGUAUUUCUGCUAGGAGAAGAAGUUGCACAGUAUGAUGGCGCAUACAAGGUUAGUCGGGGCCUGUGGAAGAAAUAUGGAGAUAAGAGGAUUAUAGACACUCCUAUAUCUGAGAUGGGCUUUGCUGGAAUUGCUGUAGGUGCAGCUAUGGCUGGAUUGCGACCCAUUUGUGAAUUUAUGACCUUCAAUUUCUCUAUGCAAGCCAUUGACCAGGUUAUAAACUCCGCUGCCAAGACCUAUUACAUGUCAGGGGGCCUUCAGUCUGUCCCUAUAGUCUUCAGGGGACCCAAUGGUGCCUCUGCAGGCGUAGCUGCUCAACACUCACAGUGCUUUGCUGCCUGGUAUGGGCACUGCCCUGGCUUAAAGGUGGUCAGCCCCUGGAAUUCAGAAGAUGCAAAAGGACUUAUUAAAUCAGCCAUUCGGGAUAACAACCCAGUGGUGGUAUUAGAGAAUGAGUUGAUGUAUGGCGUUCCUUUUGAACUUCCCUCAGAAGCUCAGUCAAAAGAUUUUUUGAUUCCUAUUGGGAAAGCCAAAAUCGAAAGGCAAGGGACACAUGUAACUGUGGUUGCUCAUUCAAGACCUGUAGGCCACUGCUUAGAAGCUGCAACGGUGCUAUCUAAAGAGGGAAUUGAAUGUGAGGUGAUCAACUUACGUACCAUCAGACCAAUGGACAUUGAAGCAAUAGAAAACAGUGUCAUGAAGACAAAUCAUCUCGUAACCGUGGAAGGAGGCUGGCCACAGUUUGGAGUAGGAGCUGAAAUUUGUGCCAGGAUCAUGGAAGGCCAAGCAUUCAAUUUCCUGGACGCGCCUGCAGUUCGUGUCACUGGUGCUGAUGUCCCUAUGCCUUAUGCAAAGAUUCUAGAAGACAACUCUGUGCCUCAAGUGAAAGACAUCAUAUUCGCAAUAAAGAAAACAUUAAAUAUCUAGUUUGGGCUUGAAUUUCAAGUCAUUGGGAUUUACUUAAAAUAUUUGCUGACACUUGACCUGGAUUGUACUGUAAUACCUUAUGGCUCAAAAGCAGCAACACAGAUGUUUUUGUAUUGGGAAGAAGUUUAAAUGUGCUUGUAUAUGGAAAGCUCCAUUCUCCUUCCCUGGGCUCCAUGCUUUUUUUUUUUGUCUGUUACAGUAACCAUGUUCUUUGACUAAGACUAAUGUAAACUUUCACCUUUUGAUUAGAAGGACAAGAUAUGAAUGUGGCUGAGUCCCAAUGAAAGAUAUAUCCAAAAAGAUGUAUGUAAAAUAAAAGCAUAUAAUCUACAUUUACUGUUUUUUUUUUGAUAAGGAAUAAAAGAAUUCCUA